UCCAAACCCCUUCAUUCAUUCUGCUGCUCACGCUCCAACAAGGAUCGACUGCCGACGCGAUCACCUCUAGAAAGAGAAGAUGCUACAGUGACUGCUGCCUCUCUUCGCCACCGGCUUUCUCUCUGCCGCCGCGGCCUCCCCUCCCUCUCGGCUCACGCGUCCUCCCUCCCCGCCCUGCCUCCUUAGUGGUCCGCCGGCUGGGUUGCGCAGGAGCCGCCGACAGCAAGAGCAGCAGUUAAGCAGAGAGCUUUGACGUGCAUCUCCAGAGAAACAGCGGCAGCUCCUUUCAAGUAAGCGAGAGGGAAAGGGCGGGAGAAGCCCGCAGGGUCUGCCUGGACAUGAGACGAGGGGGUGGCGCCGAACAGGAGCUAGAAGCAAGGUGAGGAGCUCGUGGUAGGAAAAGAACAGAAGAGGGGGCAUUGGCCAAGGCUAGGAGGCGGAUGGCUCGGCCUUGUGGGUCCUAUUGCUUGCUCCAACAGAGGGCGGGAAACCUCGGGCAGCUUCGGAUAUACCACGUGGUGAGUGCCCUGGGUUUUUCUCGGGACCUCGGACGCUGAUAGGAGCGAGUGCAGCGGCGACUCUGUAUUGCUACAGCUCCCCACGUUUUUUGACAUGAGGUAUGAGUGAUUUAAGACUUGGCGGCGAAAAAGUUUGCGAGUGGAUAUCCUCUUUGGGGGAGCAGGGAGCAUUAGGUGGAGGUAAGACAAUGUCAGCUCCCACCAGCUUGGACUUUGCUGCAGUGGAAAGUUUCCUAGAUGGGCACCCGGAGCUGGUGGAGAAGUGGCUGAAGAGGAGAAACUCCCUCCUCAGCCAGGCGGCUCCCAAUCCCGGCGGCGAGGCAGAAGAGCGGCCGAACAGUCACGGCAACGGCACCCCAUCGCUGAGAGCCGCCGCCACCAGCUCCUCUUUCAGCUGGGGCGGCGGUGCAGCAGCUUCGGAGACUGCGGCCGGCGGGCUGCAGCGGCGGGCGUCGCAGAAAGAGCUAAGGAAAAGUUUCGCGCGCUCCAAGGCCAUCCACGUGAACCUGACUUAUGACGAGCACGUCCAUGCCCGGGCUCAGGAGCCGUUGAGUAGCAUGAGGAGAAGGGCGCUGCUGAGGAAGGCCAGUUCCCUGCCGCCCACCACAGCUAACAUCCUCAGUGCGCUGCUCGAGUCCCGGGUCAACCUCCCCCAGUACCCGCCCACCGCCCUGGACUACAAGCGCCACCUCAAGGAGCACAACGAGCGGCAAUUCUUCCUGGAGCUCGUCAAGGACAUCUCCAACGACUUAGACCUCAGCGCCCUCAGCUACAAGAUCCUCAUUUUUGUCUGCCUCAUGGUGGACGCCGACAGGGGCUCCCUCUUCCUAGUGGAAGGCGGCGCCGGUGGCGGCAAGAAGAGCCUCGUCUCCAAGGUCUUCGACGUGCACGCCGGCACCCCAUUGCUGCCUUGCUACAGCGCUGAGAACUCCAAUGAAGUGCAGGUGCCCUGGGGCAAAGGGAUCAUCGGCUAUGUGGCCCAGCAUGGCGAGACGGUUAAUAUUCCCGACGCUUACCAGGACCGCCGCUUUAAUGAUGAGAUUGACAAACUGACAGGAUACAAGACCAAGUCAUUGCUUUGCAUGCCCAUAAGAAACAGUGAGGGCGAGAUUAUUGGCGUUGCCCAAGCGAUAAAUAAAACGCCUGGAGGUGCUCCUUUCACCGAUGAUGAUGAAAAAGUAAUGGAGAUGUAUCUUCCAUUUUGUGGGAUUGCCAUAUCUAACGCUCAGCUGUUUGCUGCUUCCAGGAAGGAGUAUGAUAGAAGCAGAGCCUUGCUGGAGGUGGUUAAUGAUCUCUUUGAAGAACAGACAGACUUAGAAAAAAUUGUGAAGAAAAUUAUGCACCGAGCCCAGACUCUACUGAAAUGUGAGCGCUGCUCAGUAUUACUUCUUGAAGACAUUGAAUCUCCAGUCGUGAAGUUUACCAAAUCUUUCGACUUGAUGUCUCCAAGAUGCAGUGCAGAUACAGAGAAUAGUUUGAAAGACAGUUUGGAGAAACCAUCAUCUUAUUCAGACUGGCUAGUAAAUAAUAGUAUUGCUGAACUCGUAGCUUCCACGGGCCUCCCAGUGAACAUCAGCGAUGCAUAUCAAGAUCCUCGCUUUGAUGCAGAAGCUGACCAGUUUUCUGGCUUUCAUAUAAGAUCUGUUCUCUGUGUCCCUAUAUGGAAUAGCACUCACCAAAUAAUUGGGGUAGCUCAAGUACUGAAUAGACUUGAUGGGAAACCAUUUGAUGAUGCUGAUCAGCGACUCUUUGAGGCUUUUGUUAUAUUUUGUGGCUUGGGCAUCAACAAUACGAUAAUGUAUGACCAAGUGAAGAAAUCCUGGGCAAAGCAAUCUGUGGCUCUUGAUGUGCUGUCUUACCAUGCAACAUGUUCAAAGGCAGAAGUGGACAGAUUUAAGGCAGCAAACAUCCCACUUGUGUCAGAGCUUGGCAUAGACAACAUCCAUUUUGAUGACUUCUCCCUCGACAUAGAUGCCAUGAUAACUGCAGCCCUCCGAAUGUUCAUGGAACUUGGAAUGGUGCAGAAAUUUAAAAUUGACUAUGAGACAUUGUGUAGGUGGCUUUUGACAGUGAGGAAGAAUUACCGAAUGGUCCUGUAUCACAACUGGAGGCAUGCUUUCAAUGUGUGCCAGCUAAUGUUUGCCAUGUUAACUACGGCAGGAUUUCAGGAGAUUCUGACAGAAGUUGAAAUUUUAGCUUUGAUUGUGGGAUGUCUGUGCCAUGAUCUUGACCACAGAGGAACCAAUAAUGCCUUUCAGGCUAAGAUUGGAUCUGCUUUGGCUCAACUCUAUGGGACAUCUGCUACUCUGGAGCACCAUCAUUUUAACCAUGCUGUCAUGAUUCUUCAGAGUGAGGGUCACAACAUCUUUGCUAACUUGUCCUCCAAGGAUUACAGUGACCUUAUGCAGCUUCUGAAGAAGUCAAUAUUGGCAACAGACCUCACUCUCUAUUUUGAGAAGAGGACUGAAUUUUUUGAUCUUGUCAACAAAGGUGAUUACAAUUGGAAUGUUAUGUGUCAGCGAGAGAUAUUCCGAUCAAUGCUAAUGACAGCCUGUGACCUUGGAGCUGCGACCAAACCGUGGGAGAUUUCAAGACAGGUUGCUGAACUGGUAACAAGUGAGUUCUUUGAACAAGGAGACAGAGAGAGAUCUGAGCUCAAACUCACGCCUUCUGCUAUUUUUGAUCGGAAUAGGAAAGAUGAACUGCCUCGAUUGCAGCUGGAAUGGAUUGAUAGCAUCUGCAUGCCUCUCUAUCAGACUUUAGUGAAAGUGAACAGAAAACUGAAGCCUAUGUUGGAUUCAGUGGUGGACAAUAGAAAUAAGUGGAAGGAGCUGCACCAACAAAGACUGCUUUCCAAGGACACAACAUCUUCUUCCUCUUCUUCUUCCAACUUUACCAUGUCUCUGGAGGAUAUGAAUUAAGUCUGCAUAUGUUUUGCUGCUGCUAGGAUAAGAUGUCUGAAGGCUGGUUAAAGCUUAGUCUCAUCAGUUAAAAAAACAAAUUGCUGUCAAGGACAUGCUUAAUUCAAAUAAAAAUUAUCCAGCUGGCCAUGGUUUAGCUGUUUGCUGGCAGCUGACCUUUGGUCUGAAGGGAGGAUCUACAGUGAGCCUUGUGUUGCUAUCUGCAGUAACCUGAAAGGUUUGGUGCAGGUCUGGAUUUGGUCAGCUUAUUUCAAGCUGCUGUUAUGAAACUUGGCAAACAUGGCCACAAAGGAUUGGCUAACAGGAGGUUACAGCUUAGUUUAAUUAGUAAAAGAGAGCACGGCUGAAAUAUUUUUUAACAUAAUUGAGGUAUCUGCAAGGGGCUACUGAGGGGAGAAGAGAGAGAAUAGUUUGUAAUAAUAACUUGAGUUUGCAGCAUUUGCUGAUAUGAACCAGGUAAUAUCUGCACUUGUGAUGUUUAUCUUUUCCCCCCUUUUAUUAUGCUUGAAUGUUCAGAGAAGCCUGCUUUGUAUUUAUUCUACUGACGUUUUGUUUGUUUUUUACAACAAAGCUUCAAAUGAUCGAUUGCGGCUUUUAGAACUGCCUGUCUUUGCUACAUUUUAGAGAAAAAACUAAUUUUAUUACAUUUAAAAACACCAACCUGUCCUGGCUUCCUUAAGAAUUUUGUAUUAGCAAUGCAAUUUGAACUGUUCUUCAGGUGGAAGCUUAUAUAAAGGUAAAAUUUCUGCAUGGUAAUUUGGGUUUCUUUAGAAUUUUGUUUUAAACAUUCAUUUUUAAAGCUGCU
Molecule: messenger RNA, 4244 nt
Organism: Rhineura floridana
Lineage: Eukaryota; Metazoa; Chordata; Lepidosauria; Squamata; Rhineuridae
Gene: PDE11A
Product: phosphodiesterase 11A
Exons: 20
Coding region: 620-3439 (939 amino acids)
Biological process (GO): signal transduction
Molecular function (GO): protein binding; 3',5'-cyclic-nucleotide phosphodiesterase activity
Source: RefSeq, a predicted model, not a curated record